Ambispora leptoticha is the source of this 4083-nucleotide messenger RNA. Lineage: Eukaryota; Fungi; Glomeromycota; Glomeromycetes; Archaeosporales; Ambisporaceae. The record is from the annotation of a GenBank genome assembly.
AUGUCAAACCAACAGCCUGAUUUUUUUAUUCCUUCACCUAGGGGAGAAAUUUUACGACGCCCUUUCAAUAGAUCGCGUGGUGACGCUGGAAUUGUAGACGCGGUUGCUCACGCGGCAUAUAAUGAGAAGAAAUGGGUUUGGGUAAAGGAUAAAUCUGAAGGAUAUAUCUCCGGGUACAUCACGAAUGACUUGAAUGAUUCGCAAAUUGAAGUUCGAUUAAAUGACGAUACGACACGAAUUAUUGACGUUAAUGAGACGGAAAAAAUGAAUCCACCAAAAUUUGAUAAAGUAGAAGAUAUGGCUGAUUUGACACACUUAAAUGAGGCUUCGGUCAUCCAUAAUUUAAGACAACGUUACCAUUCGAAUCUAAUAUAUACAUAUUCUGGACUUUUCCUUGUGGCAAUCAAUCCGUAUCAAAAAUUACCUAUUUACUCUGAACAAGUUAUUAACUCAUAUAAACAUAAAAGACGAGCAGAGAUGCCUCCUCAUAUUUAUGCUAUAUCAGAUGCUGCGUAUAAUGAUAUGUUGCGUCAUCGAGAGAACCAGUCAUUAUUAAUAACGGGUGAAUCAGGCGCUGGUAAAACUGAAAACACCAAAAAAGUGAUACAGUAUCUCACCUCAAUAGCUAGUGACGUCUCAAAUAAAGAGCAAUUUGGACGACUUGAACAACAAAUUCUUCAGGCUAAUCCGAUAUUGGAAGCAUUUGGAAAUGCACAAACUAUACGAAAUAAUAAUUCAUCUCGUUUUGGCAAAUUCAUUAGAAUUGAAUUUAAUUCAGCUGGUUAUAUCGCUGGCGCAAAUAUCGAGCGAUAUUUAUUGGAGAAAUCUCGUAUCACUAAUCAAACCGAAAAUGAACGGAAUUAUCAUAUAUUUUAUCAAUUAAUGAAAGGUGCACCUAAUGAAAUUAAAGAAAAAUUUUAUUUGGAUGGUACCUUAAAUGAUUAUAAUUACACGAAAAAUUCAAAAAAAGAUAUCGAUGGAGUUGACGAUGCGCAAGAAUUCAAUGAACUUGUUAAAGCGAUGAAUAUAGUUGGGCUAGAAAAGGAAGAACAAAACGAUCUAUUUCGGAUUGUAGCUGCAGUCAUGCAUCUUGGUAAUAUUGUAGUAACAGCGGAUCGUGAUGAACAGGCACAAAUUCAAACAACUGUUUUGGUAGAAAAAGUUUGUGAUAUACUUGGGAUUAAAGUCACGGAUUUCCUUAAGGGAUUAUUGACACCAAAAGUCAAAGCAGGUAGAGAAUGGGUUCUACAAGCAAGAAAUAAGCAGCAAGUGCUAUAUUCAAUUGAUGCGUUAGCAAAAGCAUUAUAUGAAAGGAGUUUUCGUGCACUGGUUGACCGAAUUAAUAGUGCUAUUGAUCAUCCAUCUAAUAAAUCGACUUUUAUUGGUGUAUUGGAUAUAGCCGGAUUCGAGAUUUUUAAGACCAAUAGCUUUGAACAGUUACUGAUCAAUUAUACGAAUGAGAAACUUCAACAAUUUUUCAAUCAUCACAUGUUUAUUCUUGAACAAGAAGAGUAUAAAAUGGAAAAUAUUGAUUGGAAGUUUAUUGAUUUUGGUCUUGAUUUACAAUUAACCAUCGAUUUAAUUGAGAAAUCAAACCCUGUUGGCAUUCUAUCUUGUAUCGACGAGGAAUGUGUCAUGCCAAAAGCCUCCGAUAAAACAUUCAUUCAGAAACUUGAUCAAAUCUGGCGAGACAAAUCGCCCAAAUACGAAACAAGUCGAUUUCAACAAGGUUUCAUUCUUCAUCAUUACGCGGGAAAGGUCGAAUAUCGAACUUUGGGAUGGCUGGAUAAAAAUAAAGAUCCCAUUAACGAGAAUGUUCAACUGCAAGUUACUCGACCACACUUUGUUCGUUGUAUUCUGCCAAAUGAAGAGAAAAAAUCUUUUAAAAUUAAUACACCUCUUGUUCUUGCACAGCUGCGUUGUAACGGUGUGUUGGAGGGGAUACGAAUUUGUCGUGCUGGAUUCCCUAAUCGAUUACAAUUCAGGGAAUUUCGUCAACGUUAUGAAAUUUUAUUGUCGCGUUUAAAUGAAGACAAUAACUCUAUGACAAUGGAUGAUCACGAAUUAACAAAGAAAAUAUUAAGCAAAUAUAAUUUCGAUGAGACGCAAUUUCGAAUUGGGAAUAGUAAAGUUUUCUUUCGCGCUGGUGUAUUGGCAGAACUUGAAGAAAUAAGAGAUGCAAAGUUAUCGCAGAUAUUCACAGGACUACAAGCGCAUUGUCGUGGAUUAUUAGCGCGUCGUAAACAUAAACAACUAGUCAAUCAACUUGAUUCGAUAGUUUUAAUACAAAAAAAUAUAAGGAUUUGGCUUGAGAUAAGAAAAUGGUCUUGGUGGAAAUUAUAUUCAAAGACCAAACCAUUAUUGAAUGUCACGCGAAUGGAUAAAGAAUUAAAGAAAAAAGAUGAUUAUAUUUGUGAAUUGGAACAAAAAUUAAUUUCUCAAUCCGCUAAACUUGAAUCACUAAUAAAACAACAAGAUCAACAGUCAAAGUUCACUGACGCAGCAAUCAUAAACGCAGCUAAAGAAAAAGAACAUUAUGAUAAAAUCGAACUCGCUAAUGAAAAUCUAAGAAAAGAAGUCGAGGAGUUGAAGGCGAAAUUAGAAUUAGAGAUCAACUCUAAACAAGAGGAAAUGGCAAAUCGCACUAGAAUUGAAGCUGAAUUUAAAGAAUUACAAAUUAAAUAUGAAGCUGAGAUUAUUAAAUCCUCCAAGUAUGCUCAAUCAUUGAACUCGUAUAAGUCGAAAACUGAUGGAACGAUUGCGAAACUUGAAAAUUUUGAACUUGAGCGAUUAAAAGCAGAAAAAACUGAAGAAUAUCUAAAAGUUCAUAUCAAGGAACUCGAAGAAGCAUUAUCAGACGCAAUCAAUGAUCGUAAAAGUGCUGAGGAAAAGAUUAAAUCUUUGGAGGCGGAAAUAGUUGAAAUGGAAUCUAAAAUGGAUGAUGAAGCGAUGGAAAUGGCUGAUUUGUCACUUAUUAAACGACGCUUACAAGAAGAUAUUGAUGAGGAACGUGAUCGAUAUAAAAAAGACUUGGAGGAACGUGAAUUGGCCUUGGAACAAACUAGAAAAAAAUAUCACAAAGAGCUAACAAGAUUAACUAAUGAAAUUGAGUUGGAAAGAGCGAACUCGAUAAAAUUGCAUAAAGAAAAUAAAGAUCUAUUAUCGGAAAACGAAGAAAUUCGGACUCAAAUCGAAGAAAUUACCUCGUCAAGCUUAGUAAAUUGGAAACGUGAACGAGAAAAAUAUGAAACAAAAAUUAUUGAACUUUCACAACUCUAUAAUGAAACAAAAAAUGGACAGGACGAAUUGCAAAUACAAAUUAAUAGCUUAAAAUUAGCACUCGAUGAAUCUGAAUCUCAAAAAUUCCUGCUGGAGAAACAGAAAAGAAAUUUAGAGGAACGACUUGAAGAUAUUGGCGAACAAUAUCAGUGUGAAAAUCAAAAUAAACAAGCAGCUGAGAACAGUAUAAAUGUAUUAGAUACAGAAUUAAACGAAUUACGUCAGUUAUUGGAAGAAUAUCAAGACAAAGAAAUUGUAUUGAAUGAAAAAUUACGAAAAUCAGAGUUAAAUGUUGCUGAAGUUCAGGCGGAACUUGCCAAAGAAAGAGAAGAUAAUCAAGAUUUAAUAAAAUCAAAGAUUACGUUAGAAAAACAAAUAAAAGAAUUAAAUCUUAAAAUUUUGGAAUUGGAAAAUAAAUCAAUAACUUCUCCCCGCGGAAUAAAACGAUUGGAACAACGUCUUGAGGAAAUGAAUACACAACUGGAGACUGAAACACGAGAAAAGAACGAAGCACAUCGUCAGCUGCGUAAAAAUGAUCGUACUAUUCGAGAACUUCAAUAUCAAUUAUCAGAACGUGAUAAAUUGAAAACUCGAUUAGAAGAGGAAAUUUCUAAAUAUGAUCAAAAAGUUUCGAGAAUGCGGCAAGCCAUUGAAGAACUUCAAAAUUCCGAGAGUUCAUUACAAUUGAGUAAGCGACGAAUCGAACGAGAAGCAAAUGAAGCUCGAGAAAGAUCAUUAAGAUUGGAACGCGAAAUGGAAAAAAUGAAGUCACGUUUAGAUCGAACUACUUUAUAUACCGAUUAA